AUGGGGCAAAGUCCAAGUGGGAGAGAAGAUGCUGGUGAUGACAUUCAAAACUUUUGGCAAACCGACCCCAACAGCACCGAAUUGUCAUCUCCCGAACUGAAACAAAAGAAAAACUUUCUUCUCAAAUUAUUUAAAAUUCAUCCCGAUCAAUUGUUGAACGGACAUGUGAACACUCCACUCUCACCCACAACAACAGCCACUCUCAAAACCUUUACAAGUAGUUUGGAUCCCAAUCAAUUAAAUAUGGUUCAAUCGGCAUCCAUGAUGGCAUCACGAUCAGCUCUUUCUAAUAUCAUUGGAAAUUAUACUAUGGACGAUGAAGAAGAUUUGACAUCAGUUGGCUCAUUUGUGAGAAAAUCGGAAAAAGCAAGCGAACCACUCGUCAUGAGAAACGUCAAGGACUUUAAAAAAUUUAAACAUUUCAAUAGGAUUACAUGUUUGAAAGUGAAUAGAGAUCGAGUGUGGACUGCUUCAUUGGAUAAAACAAUUUGUUGUUGGGAUCGAGAGACUGGAGAUUGCAUCAAGCUAUUUCAGGGACAUUCCAAAGCUGUCACAUGUUUUCAUAUUGACAACAAAAAUGGCUUACUGUAUAGUGGCUCGUAUGAUCGAUCAGUUAAAGUGUGGGACAUUGAAACACAAAAUUGUGUUCAAACCUUUGAUUCUAACGAGAAUUGGAUUUGUUGUCUUGCUGUUGGAAAUGGUUAUUUGUUUUGUUCUGGUUAUGAUUGUGCCAUUUCUGUCUAUGAUGUGAAAACUGGAAAGAAACUUGCCAAAAUGAUUGGACAUUUCAAAAAGGUGGAAGACAUGAUUUUUAAUCACUCUGAGGGAAUACUAUACACCACUGGUGCAGAUUGUACGGUGCGAGCAUGGGAUGUAUCUUCUCUGACCUGUGUCAAAGUUCACCUUUGCAGAGAGUAUUGUCACUAUUUUGCACAAUAUGGAAAUUGUAUCUAUGUGAGCCAACCUCAAAACAUUUAUUCAUUCAACGUGGAGUCCAACAAAUCGAAUCCACUGCUGGUUGGAAUUUCCAAUUUUUGCAUCAUGACAGAAGAGAAUGCCGAGGAUGGAUCCUAUUUAGCUGGGUGGAAUAAGGAAAAGAGACAAUUCGAAAUUUAUGAUUUGAAUGAGCUAACUCUGUUGCAUACUCUUCCUCAAGAUAAUAUUCUGGAUGCAACCAACUUGUACGGAGAUUUAUCUUGCAAUCGACUCUACUUUACAUCAGGGUGUUUUGUAAAAUUUAUUGAUGUUUCAGUUAUCUACAAUGCAAAGAAUAGCAUUUCUUCACUGAACAAACCUGUAUAUAUGCAAUAUGAGGAAUUAUUUAAUUAUUUUGUGGAAGUUCUAUUUUAUCCUGUAAAUAAGGUGGCAGAUGCCAUCGAACAAUUAGAUUCCACACAACCUUUGAGCGAAUGUAAAAAUUUAGAUGACCAAAUUGAACGACUUUCUACCUACUUUAAACAACAAGUGGAGAAGGCAUCCAACGAGAGCUCUGCUUCACUCAUUUCACUACAACACUCAUUUCACAACACAAGUCAUCACUCGCUGCAACAAGACGACGUAUACUACAUUUCAAAAGGGGCAGCUCAAUCAUAUGAAUCUUCAGGAAGUAUCAUGACUCCCAACAACGACAAGGUAACAAAUGAUCAUGACUUUUUCAUACCAUUUCAACGCAACAACAAUUCUAUUUGUUUUGAACUCGCCGUAGUACCCCAAAACGUUAUGAGUAUUGCUGAGCGAAUGAAAGCAAUUGCCAGCUUGUGUCUUGAUGGAUGUAACAACACCAAUUCAAGCAAUAAUAAUUUCUCAAUUCCAUCAGUGAUCUAUACAGACAGUGAGCGAGAACUGGACUAUGAAACACGAAAAGAAUUAUUCUAUCACAAGUUACGGCAAUUGAAAGGAGAGGGCCUGCUGCAACCAACUGUCGUGUUUGUGCGGAGAGAACAGCUUGUUUAUGAUGCUUGCAAAAAUUUCUCCAUUCUCAAAGGCGUUGAUUUGAUGAAACCAAUGUUUGUUUAUUUUGCUGGAGAGCAAGGUUUCGAUGUGGGAGGAGUUACAAGAGAAUUCUAUCAUUUGUUGUCACACAAAAUUCUAGAUCCUAAUAAUGCCUUAUUUGUGAGAACUGGGCAUGCUAACACUUAUCAUCCAAACCCUACUUCAGCUGUCAAUGCUGAUCAUUUACAAUAUUUUCAUUUCAUUGGUAAGCUCGUAGGAAAGGCACUCUCUGAUAACAAAAUAAUGGAUACUCACUUUUCCAAAGUAAUUUUUAAACUUAUUGUUGGAAGACCUGUGACAUUUGAAGAUUUGGAAGCCGUAGAACCCACCAUGUACCUAUCUCUCAAAAAGAUGUUGCUCUUGGACAAUAUCGACAGUAUUAUGGAAAUGACCUUUACUGCAGAUUUGAACGAUUUUGGUGAAAACAAUGUCUAUGAAUUGUGUGAAAAUGGAGAAGAAAUUGAUGUGAAUGAUGACAACAAGUAUGAAUUUGUUGAAGCUUACGCUAAAUGGAAAUUAGUGGAAUCGGUACGACCGCAAGUCGAGAAGCUGCUCGAAGGAAUUUACGAAGUUAUUCCUCCCGAAUAUCUUACCAUUUUCAAUGAAAGCGAAUUGGAAUUAUUACUUUGUGGAAGUACAGAAUUUUCCAUCUCUGAAUGGCGACAACAUACAUUCUACGAGGGUGGAUUUGAAGAACAUCAUCCUACCGUACAAUUCUUUUGGAAAAUGCUCGAACAAGAAUUUUCACACAUUCAACAAGCUCAGUUAUUACAAUUCGCGACAGGAACGUCCUGUUUGCCAUGUGAAGGAUUUUCUGGACUCUCUCCACCCUUUACAUUGUGUUUAUUGAGGCAUCACGUUUCAACAGAAUAUUUACCAGUGGCUCACACUUGUUUAAAUCGAAUUGAUAUUCCACCAUAUGAAACUCUUGAAAAGAUGACUGAAAGAUUCAAGAAGGCAUUGAGAUAUGGCGGUUCACAAGGAUUUUCCAUGCAUUGA
Molecule: messenger RNA, 2991 nt
Organism: Naegleria lovaniensis
Lineage: Eukaryota; Heterolobosea; Eutetramitea; Acrasida; Naegleriidae
Exons: 3
Coding region: 1-2991 (996 amino acids)
Molecular function (GO): ubiquitin-protein transferase activity; protein binding
Source: RefSeq, a predicted model, not a curated record